Messenger RNA from Bacillus rossius redtenbacheri, 9860 nucleotides. Its product is annotated as homer protein homolog 2-like. Gene Ontology annotation, molecular function: G protein-coupled glutamate receptor binding. The record is from RefSeq and is a predicted model, not a curated record. Bases 105 to 1394 code for a protein of 429 amino acids. NCBI's taxonomy places the organism in Eukaryota, Metazoa, Arthropoda, Insecta, Phasmatodea, Bacillidae. Gene Ontology annotation, cellular component: dendrite; cytoplasm; plasma membrane. Gene Ontology annotation, biological process: regulation of store-operated calcium entry; G protein-coupled glutamate receptor signaling pathway. The transcript is spliced from 8 exons.
ACUCGGUCACCCAGUUGCCUCGCCGCGCUCGCGUGAACGGGGGCGGGCUCCGGCGAGAGGCGAGCGGCCAUGGUGGCGACUGCGAUGACGUCACCGCGCCGGCCAUGUCGGAGCUGAGCGCCGACCAACUGCAGCAGCUGUACCUCUGCAGUCUCCUGCUGGGCCGCAAGCGUGAGCAGCCGAUUUUCUCGUGCAAGGCACAUGUCUUCCACAUCGACCCGAAGACGAAGCGCUCGUGGAUCUCCGCCUCGAGCGCUGCGGUUAGCGUGUCCUUCUUCUAUGACUCCACCCGCAGCCUCUACAGGAUCAUCAGCGUCGAGGGCACCAAGGCGGUGAUCAACAGCACCAUCACCCCCAACAUGACGUUCACGAAGACGUCGCAGAAGUUUGGCCAGUGGUCCGAUGUGCGGGCCAACACCGUGUACGGACUGGGCUUCUCCUCUGAGGCUGAGCUGAACAAGUUCAUCGAGAAGUUCCAGGAGGUGAAGGAGGCGACGCGCCUGGCGGCCGCCAAGGCCACCAGCAACGGGGUGACGCCGGUGACGAGCGCCAACGCCAGCCCCAUCACGGCACGGGCCUGCGCCCCGCCCCCGCUGCCCGGCCUGGUCGCCGACUCUCCGCUGCUCGACCCCCCCAGCAGCGUGGGGGGCGCCGCCCCCGGGCCGCCGCCCCCCGUCGCCAACCAGCACGCCCAGCCGCUGCCCGGACCGCAGGCGGGGGAGAGCCCCAAGCACCAGCCGAAGGGGGCGGACAAGGGGCCGCCCGCUGCCCCCGGGGGCGCGGCCGCCCCCAACAUGGCUUCCGGGGGCUCCGCGGAGGCCCAGCUCAAGUACGAGAACGACAGGCUGAAGCUGGCGCUGGCCCAGAGUUCCGCCAACGCCAAGAAGUGGGAGAUAGAGCUGGCGACGCUGAAGAGCAACAACGUGCGGCUGACGAGCGCGCUGCAGGAGAGCACGGCCAACGUGGAGGAGUGGAAGCGCCAGCUGCAGUCGUACAAGGAGGAGAACGGACGGCUCAAGACCAAGUACAUUGAGCUGGAGGCGGCUAAAGGCAGCACGGAAGCGGCGGUGGAGCUGCGCAAGGAGCUGCAGUCGCUGCGGUCCCGCGUGGAGGCCCUGGAGCUGGAGGUGAAGGGCAAGGACGAGGAGAUCAGGCGGCUCGGCAAGCUGCAGGCGGGCCCUCAGGAGGACCGGGAGGAGCGCUUCAAGAACCUGCAGCAGGAGAACGCAGAGCUGCAGGCGGGCGUGUCGCUGGCCCAGGCCCAGCUCGAGACGGCCCUGAGCGCGCAGGAGUCCCAGCGCCGAGUCCUCGACACGCUCAACGCCCAGCUGGCGGCGCGAGUGCAGGAGCUGGCCGCCAUCCACCGCGAGAUAGCCACCGCGCUCCAGACAUGAGGCAAGGUCUGGUCUGCCGUGUGAGCCACCCACGUGUUCGCUCCCCCCCCUCCCCCCUCCUUCCGCGAGUCGCAGAGAAGGAACCGGUGCUCGAAAACACUCAUCGUUCGUGUUCCCGAGCAGUUCAAGAGUUCUGCAAUUUGUCUUGUACUGGAGAGAAAGGGGUUUGCUGUCGUUUCUUUCGUUAUUGAUAUUAUUGUAUUAUUGUACAAACCAAAGUUGUAUACUGCCAUGAAGUUAUUAAUUUUUUUUUUUGCAAUUGAUAUUAAGCACUCUUUGCAAAUUUCUGACUGUACAUAUUCUUUAGUGACUACUUAAUUGUCAGAUUCUUUCAGUAAGACAUGUUUAAUGUGCAUUGGUAUGUUUUCACGCAUACUGCCAUAUGCAGAUACUUUUUUUUUUAAGAUGAGUGUUUGUUUUACUCUUUGCUAGCCGUUGCCUGCAACCAUCUCAGUCAAAAGUGUCAGUGGUGCAGCGUAACCCAGAUAUGUUGUUCUCUCUGUUGUGAAGUCAGUUGAGCUUUUUGUGUGUCAAAAAAUAGUUCCUAUCUUAUUUUAUGAACUGUUUGAAGCUAUUACUUUUGGAAAGAUAGUUUAAAACAUUUUUCCUGACAUUGAUACAUGUACUUUUUAUUUCAAGAAUGCUAAGGCUUAGCUUGCUAAUGUUUUGUGCAAUUUUUUUCUACUUCUAAGAUCACAAUGUUUUAUAAAUGAAUUUAAUUUUAGAAAAUAACUCAAAUUAGAGUUAUAAAAUCAUCUAUAUAAACAAUUUUACUGGUAAGAUUUUUACACAAGUUUUUAAUUGGUACAUUACAUCUUAACAUUCAUUAAAAUAUAAUGGCGGAAUCCAGUGUGAAAAAGAAUCUCAUGUUCUGGUGCUAUAAAAUGUUUUAUUUUGACUAUUGUCCUUAAGAAUUCUUAAAUAGUAAAUUAUGCAGUUUCUUAGUUAAUGUUCGGUUGACUGAAUUUUUUAUGUUGGGAAAUUAUUUGAGUGAAUAUAAAUAUAUAAUUUUAGUAUUAACACCUUUUUUUUAAAUUCUUUCUAAAAUGUUACUUAAAAAAACUGAUAAAUUAUUUGAUCAAAGUUAAUCUUUCUCUGGGCUGCACUAGUUCAUAGUGUAGAGAAAAUUGUGGCUGGGAAUGCAUUUUUCUGUUAGCUUCUGGAAUAAAAACUCUCGAGAAACCAGAAAGCUGAGGCUAAACUGAUACUUGUGUAUGUUUCUGCUCCCUACCGGUCGUAAGAACAUGAUCUAAGUGCAUGAAAUGCAGCUAUAAGAGUAAGCAGCACUUGAGGAAGAGUAGAAAGUCAUUCAGGCUUACCGGUAUUUUAUUUCAAAGCAGCUUAGAAUUGAGUCUGAGUAAAGGGUGUCAUAAACAAAAGGAGCUGUAAAUAGGACAGACUAACUCUCGUUAGGCAGAGCAGCGGACUUGUCGCUUGACAGUACUCAUGCUACGUAGUGUUCGUGGCUGUUGCAGUAAGCAGCACUUGGGCACUGAUUGGCUAGCGGGUAGUUGUGUCGCCAGUUCUGUCAGCAUUAACUGCGCAGCAUGAAGCCAGAAGGUUUGUACUGAGAACUUCUCAAGAUUAGGACAGCUAGUUUUCAUUAGUUUGCUUCAAAUUUUUGGCUUAGUUAGUACUCACCUAAUUUUAAAACUUUUUCCUGUCAAUGUAUGGCAUUGAUGGGAAGGAUAUACCUAAUCAUAAAUAGUAUCUUAUAAGUUAUUGUGUUGGUUACAUAGUUCACAGCAGUUAACUAUAACCAUAUACUGUGUUAUCGGAAUAAACGAAAAUCAUCGAGAUGGAGGUUCAUUAGUAUUUUUUUCAUUUUAUCUGGGUUGCACAUUUAUACGUACAAACAAGAGGUACAUCAAGUAGUUAAGAUGAACAUUAAGAUGUUGGAGACGUACAUAAAGAUAGUGGAAUAGUUUAGUAAGUUACUGUACCUUUUUACAUUGGAUUUUGUAUGUUCUUGUGUGUGUGUGCAUAAUUUGUGUUUUAACUGUGUGUUGUUUUCAUCAGAGUGGAAAAAAUUUUUUUUGUGGACAUGUUCUUUAGUACAGUACAGUACAAUACAUGAUAUUGGUAACUAUUUUUUUUUUGCAACUGAAAUGAACUAGUUUAUAAAUUGUAAAAUAGCUUACAUUCACUUCAUAUACGUUUCCUGUACUUAGUCUUCCAGUGAAAAAAAAUUUACUUGUGCGUAAAUAGGCGGGGGAAAAUGCUUAUUUUUUUAUAGUCUGCCAUUCAUAUUAGGACUUUAGAAUAUAGCAAACAUUGUGACACUUGGAUUGAGGUUAGUUGUUGACAUUGCCCUAAUUCACCUAAUUUAUGUCUCUUCAAGAUUCCCAAGCUAGGAUAUAUAAAUUCUAGGGGUGUGCGGGAUCCCAACGCUUCGGGAAAAAAGUCGGGAAAAUAGGCUUCCCGAAAUGCCGGGCGGGAAUUUUAUUACUCCAGAAUUUUUCGGGAAUUUGUUUAAAAAUUUACAAAUGUUUACUAAUCAUGUGAAAAUGUUUUCUAUCAAUUCAAACUGUUUUUACAACAAUAUUUUUUAUGGAUUCGUACAUUUUUUUAAGGGUUUCCGUACUAUUUAAACGCAAAACAUCUUUUAAACGUAUGCCGAUCGUAGCGACAGCUGUGGUGUGCAGUGAAUUAUGAUAAUCGUUUACACAUAUCUAAUUGGAAUAUCAAAAACGUACAUGGAGUACCUUAAAUAUUGUAUGCGUUCAUAAAUAUAUUUCUUCAAGGGUACAAAUUUGCAAGAUACGUGAAUAGUCAGUUUUAUAACGUUAUUGCCGUCACAAUCCAAUACUUAACCUAAAACCACGUGUGUCGUUAGACACAAACAAAACACAUGCGCAAUCCAACCUUUUCGCCAAAGAUAUAAGAAAUACUAGACUUGCGUUACAUAACGAAGCGUAACCGUUCUCAUUACUUGAUAGCAGUGGCGAUGUAGAGAACUGUAUUGGCACUUUGAAAAAUAUGAAAUCACGUAGCUUUACACCACUGCUCACGAGUAUAUAAACAUCUAUGAUUUUGCUUUGGGAGAAAAAAAUAGUUGUUUACUGUUUAGUUUUGCGGGCUUUGUCGGCUGACGUUACGUUAUUAAGGCUUGUGCAAAGUAUCUGUUCCUAUUUUCGAUGCCGUUGUAUAUUAAAACAAACUAGCAGCCUACAAAUAAUGGAUGUCGCAACCGAUCAGCUUGUUACUUGUAAACCUAAAAGUGUUUGGAAGUAUUUUGAACGUCUGACAGUAAAUCCCUGGCAAAGUGUGUCUCGUGUGAAAAAAUUUUGAGAUGCGAUCAUGGUAGCACGUCUGGUUAUAAAAAGAGAAUUUGAGGAUGCUAAAAAAUAUGAUGUCGCCGCUGAAAAAAGGGCAAGUGAAGCAGACAAAAGAAAUAGCAGCAAAAAAACAACUAACUUUGCAAGAAACGUUUAAAUGGCCAUCUUCUCAUAUUAUAAUUAAAAAAUUGCUUUUUUUUUUUUUUUUUUUUUUUAAUUUUCCCGAUCCCGUCCCGUUUCCCGCGGGAAUAAUUUAUUUUUCCCGAAAAUUUCCCACAGUACAAAAACCUAUUCCUGCACACCCCUAAUAAAUUCGUUAUAAUCAAAUUUGAAAUGUCUUAGUGCAUUUAAAACCAAAAUCCAAAAAUUUUUCAAUAAUGAAUAUAAAUGCUUGAAUUACAUUUUUGAUUGCCUCCAGUGAGAACUUCUUGCCUUGUGAAAUUUAUAUUUACAUAAAGAAACACAAGUAUUUGUAAAAACACCCAGCAGAGAAAUUUUGGCAAUGUCCAUUUUUUAGGCUGGUUGCAGUAUAUCACAGUGUUUUGUCAUACAAAAAUUAAUUUGCCUUUGUUUCAAUAGUCAAAUGUCUUCCAAAUAAUAAACCAUGUUAGGAAACAUAUGACCUAUUUACGCAAAUCAAGCAAGAAUACCCAGGGCUGCCGUAUAGUUUAUUGCAAAGUGAAUUAAUUUCAACGAGCUUGUGUCUUCUGAAUAAAAAUAAACACUGGAUCGCUUUUUGACAGUUCCUGGGAAUGCAUUUGAAAUCGCUGCAGUCAAUUGGGGCUCGUUAAAUAGGGGUGUAGAAUCUGGCCAAGUCAGCCUUUUUUAACUUGAAUCUCCAGAUAAUCCGGUUUGAUGUAGAGGAAGAAAUAAGUAAAGUCUUGCAUGGUAACACAAGAUCACUAAUACUAACAUUUAGAACAUAAAAUAAAAAGCAUUUAAAAUGCACUAAUAAAUAGCUAAUAUUUUAAAUCACAUGCACAAUUGUAACUGUACAGUACAGGUAGCACACAUUGGACGGACACACUGAGUCAUGUCAGAGCUGUAUAAAGGACAUUUUCAGUAAGUACACUUCUUAUAUUGACUUCCUUCAAAUUCACAGGCUGACCUGGAUUUGUUAUCGUAUUUCUACCUCUGUCCUAGUUGUAUUGAUCCAACUUGCUAACAAUCUCAUAUUUACUUUGGUCAAACCAUAUAGAUAUUAUCAACAAUGAAUCAUUCUUUAGUAUCUCAGAAUUAUUAAUUUUUACUUUCAUAAUGAUAAUGAUUAACAUGUUUUGCUUUGUGACAGUCAGCUGAAACAGUACCUUAUGUUCAGAGUUUGCUUGGUUAGGAUGUGUAUGGGUAAUUAAAACUAAGUAUGCAUUUGAGAUGUGAAGGUUUAUUUUAGACUGAGAUUUGCAGUAGUGUUUUUUUUUGUACACAAUCACAGUGAAUAGCAGCUACACUGAAACCUGAUGUGAAACUCUUUAGUUGUUAAAUCUCAAGACUUGCAGAUAACUCUCAAUGGUUGUGAACCAUAUAUAUUUCUGUCUAAAUAAGUAUGAGUGAAAGAUUUUAUAUGAUACGGUGCAUAUUGAAUGUCUGAACUUUUAAUCUACUUGAACUACGUCUGUACUUGUGGAUUGUGUAAUAAAUAGCUUGCAGAAUAUCAACUUCUAGAUGUUCUGACAAACGCACAUUAAGAACUCUUAACAUAUCACGUGAAUGAACCUUUGCAUUUUCUGAAGUAUAAAAUAUUUGUAUUUUCCCAGGUAAUCCAUUAUUUGUUCUAAAAAGAAACUUUUUAUUUCAUAGUGUAAAUUGGCAGCAGGUCUGCCAAUUAAAUAUUAAUUAAAAAUCUACAGUUAGCUACUUUGUUUUAUCAUGUAAUGAAUGAUGCAUGUUCUUUAUAAAAUAUUUUUUUCUAAGUUUGAAAAAAAAAAUGGUUAAAUUUCUAACAAAAUAUGCAUUUGAUGACUGAAAAUAUUUGUGAAUAAAGUAUUGGGUAGUGAAAUAAUGUUUUUCAGGCUCGUAGUGUUUGAUGGAUUGUCCCAAAUGCAUAUGUUUUUAAUUCAGGUAUUAUAAUUUUAAAAUAUGAACAGUGGGUUUUCAAAAUUGAUGUGAGUUCUUUUUAUAGACACUUGAACUUAAAUUUCUCCCUUUUCCUUUGUGAAUAUGACCAGCUGUACAAAGUGACACAAAUGAAGUUUUUGAGUCGGAUGUAUUUUGUGUCCAAAACAUUCAUCGACCGACCAUUUCACAUUAAGUGUCGAAAACGUAACAUUAUUUAUUGUGUGUCAUAAGCAAAGUUAGUAGACAGUGAUGUAAAAAAAUAAACUCCUGUAAAAAAAAGGUUGCUGUGGAUUUUGUUAGGAAAAACAAAUGUUACACUUUAGAAAAAAUAUAUAUAUGAAAAAUGCACAACUUAGAGUAGCUAACGACAGUUAAUAGUGUGUUGUGAUUCGCCAUCGAGCGGCGUGUUGGCACGCAUCGUCGUGUGCUGUAUUUGUUGGCGCAGUGUUAUUUAAUAUUUUAUCAUCUUCCUCGACUGGAAGAGCGUUGUGAGGUAGCAUUCCGUAGGUGCGUCGGGUGCUUCGAAGGCGAAUGGUUGCUGCAAGUUGCAGAUUACUGUUAUAGGUCAAUUUGUAUGUAGCCCAUCGGCAAUAGGAAGCAGAAAUUUUGAGAAAUUGUGAAAUGUUUGUUUGGAUUAUGUUUUUUGUUUGUAAAGUUUUUGAAAUCAUGUGUGUUAGUUUGUAAUUGUGUUGAAUUUUUUUGGCACCAACCUGUAAUUGUUCCUUGGAAAUUAGAAACCUUUCUCGGAUGAUGAUAAAAAAAAGUGAUUGUCCAGUGCUACAAAUGAAUGGAAAGACUGAUUGUCAGUGGUUGAAAAUAGUUGCAUUACAUUAAAUUUGUAUGUGUUGGCUUGGAAAAUACAUUAUGUAGGUAAUGGUAUUGAUAGAUUUUUUUAAAUACAACUCAAAAAGGAUGAAAGGACAUCAACAGCUGAUAUUAUUUUAUAAUUAUAUGCACAUUUGUUAAUGUAGUAAGUUCAUGAUAUGUAUGUACGUAUGUAGUUCAGCUUUUGUUGUUUUGGUAACCGCUUUAAGUCUUAUCGUAAAACACGUGGAUAUAUAUUUUUUAACACUGUGCAAAGUAAACAUUGCAGAUUCCCUCUCAAAUGUAACAGAGCAAGUUUACUCUUGGGCCCACUUGUUUAUAGGUUGAUUAAAUCAUUUUUUUUUCUCUCUUACAAGCAAUUUCACCAAAAUAAAGGUGGUUUAAAACAUGAGGUAUCCACGCGUUCAUUAUAACAUGGUAAACGGGUGAAGCAGGCCACCUCCUCCCAGAUAAUAGCAUGUGCCAUGUUGGUUAAACACACAAAACAUUGGCUGAUGUGUAGUGUAUGUAGUGUGAAAACAGUUUUAAAAGAUUUUUGUGUGUGGAAGUGAAAUAGAGAUUCUAAUUCAUACUUACUAACCGCCACAUGUAGGGACGAGAUUACAUGGUGAUAGUGAUGUGUCGGUUCUACUUACUUCCUGGUUCUUGGUUCGGUUCCGAUGGUCCCAUCAAGUUUGUAUUAUUGAGGUUUGACUGUAGUCUAUACUAAACUGUUAUACCAUUGAAAAUGGAAUAUUCAUUUAUGGACAUCCUAUACUACAUACAUAAAGCAAUAUGGUUAACAAGAGGAGCUUCUCGGUAGAAUUGAUGUUGCUGGGAAUAUUGGAAGGCGGCAAAAUAAUUGUUGGUCAUGACAGUUGCUGGCAUUACAAGUUAUUGGUAAAAAAUAUGUACACGAGAUCUUAAAUAAUAAUAAUAAUAAUAAUAAUAUUACAAUGUGCUAUUGUACGUCUUUUUAUAUUUCUGAUGAGGAACCAACUCACUGCCAAAUUUCAAUAUUUUUCUCAGCGUGAAAAUAUUUUAGCAAUGUUGGUUUUGCUCACACUUUGGAACACCUCUAGCAACUCUGGUUAACAGUGAAGGUGAGCCAGCUAGGAGGCCUUUCAUAACUGUGUGCAUUAUGCAUUAAAGUAUUGCCCCGUAGAAUUUUUUGUAAGCCAAUAUAUUGUAAAAUAAAUUAUCUAAAUCAAACAAAUAUUUUGAAUAGCAAACUCGCCACAAGAAAAUGAACUUAUUAAUUUGAAACUUUUUUUAAAUUUGAAGUUUCCUUACUAUUUAGUGUGGAUAAUAAAUGCACUUGCAAUUAAGGACUAAAAAUGGUAGUUGAAUGUUUUAAUUAUUUUAUUUCAACUGGGCAAACAUUGCUGAAGAAUUCUAUCCAUAGAACUGAUCAAUGACUACAUGCCGUAAUGGGAUCAAAUGUAGAUGUAGUUUGUCAUGAUCGUCAUCUCACUAACUGGAGGGCGCAAGCGCUUCACUCGCUCGUUGGUGGACAAAGCGAUUGGCUAAUUGAUUGAAUGGAUCGCCUGGCUAUCAGCUGCCCGUGAUCAUGUUUGGACACAACUCUGAUGCAACCUGCUUCAUUCCCGGGAUGCCUUUAGACCCUCGUUCUUGCUUGGAGUGGCUCGACCGUUCUCGAGAAAUGUUGGUUAAUGGUUGGAUAUUAAUGGCCAGUGCCACGCGCCGUGGCAACAAGACUUAAACGAGCAUUUAGUCGCUUGAACCACGUGGUUACUUCAAUAACAUAAGCUGAGACUGAUUUAGCCCAGGAAUAAUUUUCUCAGAUGAACAAAAUAUCUCUCUAUGCAUACAGCGCGUAGCAUGUGGCAAUUGUGGUGGGGGAACGUAAAGUACCUAAUGUUAUUUUGGAAGCUGUGUUUGUUCCUAAAUAUUUUGUAAAUAUUUUUUUUUGGGACAAAGGAUGGUGCAUCAAAAUACGAGAACCUAUGUAUGUGUAAAUAUACUUGGAUGUGUUUAAUGGUUUUAUUUAUAGUUGUAAUCUGUAAUUUUUAUUUUUGAUACUUUUCACAUUUUUUUCUCAUUUGGUAGUUUUUUUUAUCUCCUUUAGUGAAUUUGUAUGUCUUUGUUAAUGCUCAAGUAUGAUACUAUAAAACAGAAAAAUUAACCUGAAUUUUUUUUUCUCUGUGUGCAGUAUAUUGAAACCAAAGGAUGUUGACAGUUGUAUAUUUGACUAUUCGCUAUACAAAUUCUGCUUCACAGUUGUCUGAUGUAAGUUUUGACUUCUCUUAGCUGCAGAACAUUAAGAACAUACCAUGGAAACAGUAGAGAAAUAAAAUCUUUUCAUAAA